AUGGUGAACCUCACCCUCCGUGUCCUCUCCCGCCCGGAGGUCAACCGCCUGCCGGACAUCUUCAAAACUCUAGGUCUCGAGUAUGACGAGAAGGUCCUCCCUUCCAUUGGCAAUGAGGUUCUCAAGUCUGUGGUGGCCCAGUUCAAUGCCGACGAGCUGCUUACUGAUCGGCCCCAUGUUUCGGCCCUUGUGCGUGACAGCCUAAUCCGCAGGGCCAAGGACUUCAAUAUCGUACUCGAUGAUGUGGCCAUCACACAUUUGUCUUAUGGAGCCGAGUUCUCUAAGGCUGUCGAGCAGAAGCAGGUGGCCCAGCAGGAGGCUGAGAGGUCCAAAUUCGUAGUUGCAAAGGCUGAGCAAGAGAGGCGGGCAGCGAUUAUCAGGGCCGAGGGUGAGAGUGAGUCUGCUAAGCUUAUUUCGGAUGCUACUCAGGCUGCGGGCAUGGGUCUGAUUGAGUUGAGGAAGAUUGAGGCCGCCAAGGAUAAUGCAUCCACUAUGUCUAGGAACGGGAACGUGAUGUAUCUGCCUGGAAACAACAACAUGCUUCUUGGGCUCAAUCCCGGUCGAUUUUGA
Molecule: messenger RNA, 570 nt
Organism: Striga hermonthica
Lineage: Eukaryota; Viridiplantae; Streptophyta; Magnoliopsida; Lamiales; Orobanchaceae
Source: the annotation of a GenBank genome assembly